This is a messenger RNA of Ceratotherium simum simum (southern white rhinoceros), 2604 nucleotides long. The record is from RefSeq and is a predicted model, not a curated record. NCBI's taxonomy places the organism in Eukaryota, Metazoa, Chordata, Mammalia, Perissodactyla, Rhinocerotidae.
AUGACUGGCAGGGCCAGGACUCGAGCCCGUGGCAGAGCGCGUGGUCGGGCGUCCCCGCAACCUGCUGCACCUGGAGCCACCAAGCAACCUGGUCAAAUUCAGCCUAGACUCCAGCCACUGCCAGCAGAGGGCCAAGUGGUUGAGCCUGGACAGCCAAGAGGCGCAGAAGGAACAUCUCAGCCUUCAGGGGAACUUCAGCUCUUGGCUGGAUUGCGGGCGGCAUCGCUGAGGGAGAAGAGGCCUUAUGGUGGAGUUUUUCGAGAUCUCGUAGUGAAUACUCGGCAGAACCUGGACCAUGUCAGAGAGUCGAAAACAGGCUCGAAAGGUACAGCUGUAAGGCUCUUUGCGAACCAUUUCCGGGUGACGUCCCAUCCCCAGUGCGUCACGUAUCAGUACAACGUUGACUAUAUGCCAGACAUAGAGGAUGGGAAUCUCCGUGCAGAGUUACUUAAGCAGCAUGAAUCACUACUUGGAAAGUGUUGUAUAUUUGAUGGAAACUCUUUAUUAUUACCUCGUGUACUACGUAAACGGAAAACAGAAGUGGUCAGCCUGUACAAAGGACAGCCUGUGAAGAUUAUCUUCGAGUUCUGCAGAGAACUCAAGCCCUCCUCACCAGAUUGCCUGCGCAAUUACAACAUCCUCUUUAGAAAAAUUUUGAAGUUGAUGAAUUUGAAACAAGUUGGUCGCAACUAUUACAAUAAAAGUGAGGCCACUCAGAUCUUGAAUCAUAGGUUGGAAAUCUGGCCUGGUUAUUUCACGUCUAUUCUCGAGUAUGAAAACAGUAUUACCCUCUGUGCUGACGUGAACCAUAAACUGCUCCGAAUGGAAACUGCUUAUGAUUUAAUCAUGAGGAUUUGUGACAGUAACAGAGGGGAAGAUGCCAAAAAGCAAGUUUCUAAAGCAUUAGUUGGAUUAAUUGUUCUCACCAAGCACAACAACAGAACCUACAGGGUGGAUGCUAUUAAUUGGGAGGAGACUCCUAAAGCUACGUUUAAAAAAUCAGAUGGCAAGAGAAUCACCUUUGUAGAAUAUUACAAGCAGCAAUAUGACACACAGGUCACUGACCUAACUCAGCCACUUUUGAUCAGCAAGGGAAAAUGGAAAAAGAGCCAACAGGACACACCCCAUGAACCUGUGCUGCUGGUUCCUGAGCUCUGCAGCCUGACAGGUCUAACAGAUGCAAUGCGUCAAGACUACAGGGUGAUGAGAGACUUGGCUGUUCACAUGAGGUUGGAUCCAGAAAAAAGGCAGCACGAAUUGCAAAAAUUCAUGAAUACUGUACAAAAAGAUGAGUCUGCACAAAAGGAGCUUCAACUCUGGGAUUUGACAUUUGAUACCAACUUUUUGUCCUUCUCAGGAAGACUUUUGAAAGAAGUCAGAAUUUUCCAAGGAAGAAGAAUGUUUAACUCCCAUCCACUAUUUGCAGAAUGGUCAAAAGAAACAAGAAAGGGACCCUUACUUAAGGUGAAGUCACUAGAUCAUUGGCUAAUACUUUAUACUAAGAGAAAUUACGGAGCAGCCUCUUCGUUAAUGCAGUGUCUACGGAAAGUCACACCCACCAUGGGCAUAGCGAUGAGAGACGCAAAAAUGCUUGAAGUAAAUGAUACAGUCAAAUCCUAUAUAAAUGUCUUAGAAAAACACGCUUCCUCAAAAACACAGAUGGUUCUUUGUGUGCUGUCAAGUGACAGGAAAGACAUGUAUGAUGGCAUAAAAAAAUUCCUGUGUGUCAAUUACCCCAUUCCAAGCCAAUGUGUGGUGGCACGGACCUUAGACAAACCCCAGACGCUGAUGACCAUUGCCACAAAGAUUGCCCAGCAGAUGAAUUGCAAGAUGGGAGGAGCCCUCUGGAAGGUGGAAACAGGAUUGCAGAAUACAAUGUUCAUUGGUAUUGAUUGUUUCCAUGAUAUUGUAAAUCGACAGAAGUCAAUUGCAGGAUUUGUGUCAAGCAUCAACAAUGAGUUAACGCAGUGGUUCUCUCAAUGUAUCUUCCAGGAAUCGGGGCAGGAGCUUGUGAAUGGGCUGAGGGCCUGCUUGCAAGCUGCUCUGAAGCUCUGGCGUGAACAUAAUCCAUUUAUGCCACAUUCUGUUAUUGUAUAUCGGGAUGGCGUGGGAGAUGGUCAGCUUGAAGCAUUGAUUAAUUAUGAAAUACCACAGAUUUCGUCGUACUUAAACAGUAUUUUGCAUCCAAAGACUGUCAAACUGACAGUCAUUGUGGUGAAGAAACGAAUAAACACCAGAUUUUUUAUUGAGUCUGAAGGAAAAUUUCAAAAUCCACGUCCAGGAACAGUCAUUGAUGUGGAGUUGACCAGGAAGGAAUGGUACGAUUUUUUUAUUGUGAGUCAGUCUGUGAAGGAGGGUACUGUCACUCCCACUCAUUAUAACGUCAUCCACGACACUGUUCACUUGAGCCCGGACACCGUCCAGGGUCUGACUUACAGACUCUGUCACAUGUAUUAUAAUUUGCCAGGUGUCAUUCGAGUUCCGGCUCCUUGCCACUACGCCCACAAACUGGCUUACCUUGUGGGCCAGAGCAUUCACCAAGAACCACAUCAUUCCCUGACAAACCGUCUCUUUUACCUUUGACCUACAGAAGGAAGCCUGUUG